AUGACACCGGAAGACUAUGCUCAAUACAUGCGCACUCAUAAAUUUGAUCCUGAGACACGACCAGAAGACCGGGGCGAUGCAAUACACUCUGCUAUUCUCGAUAAGAGAGUUCAUAUCGCUAUUGAGCUUCUGACAUUGUAUCCGAAAGAUUGUCUUGAGGCGAGAAGUCGCAAGGGCUCAAAGAAAUGGCGAACUCCCUUGCACAGCGCUUGCGAACUUGGCCGUACUGAGAUUGUCAAAAGCCUUCUCGAUAAAGGAGCUGAUGUCAACGCACGAAGCUUUCACCAGCUUACUCCUCUUAUUUUUGCGGCCGAAGCUGAAAACCUUGAGAUUGUAAGACUUCUCAUCAGUCAGGGAGCUGAAGUCAACGCACAGUCAGAUAAAAAGACCAAUACACGUAGCGCGCUUCACGUUGCUGCACAGAUAGAGUCGCCCAGCAUAAUCUUAGCUCUGCUCCUUAAUGGAGCGGAACCAAAGCUUGUGACGAUAGCUGGAAAUACUCCUCUACAUCUCGCCAUUCAAUCUGGCUGUACAUCCGCAGCCGCGCUUCUUCUUUUUCAUGGGGCAUCUCCGACGAUCACCAACGAGAAAGGAGCAUCCCCUCGCAGUCUUGUUGAGGGCUUACGACAAGGUGACCACAAACGUUUUAGCCACAUUUUCGAAUGUGCCAGUGAGAAAGGGGAUUUUGGUAACUUCUUUGAUCGGCAUGUCAAACCUGACAAACCUAUUGAUAUGAUAGCUGCCAUCCAUUGGGCCAUAGCUCACAACCUCGAUCGAGCCAUUGCUUAUCUCCUACACAUCGACUCACACAUAGUGGAGGCAAGAUCGCCUCAGAGAUGGCAUCCACUCCAUCGUGCUGCAAGGGACGGAUACGAGAACUGUGUUCUUGUUCUUCUCGAGCAUGGCGCAAAGGUUGACUGUACUACGAAGUCAGGCUGGACGCCCCUCAUGAUGGCCGCUGAAAAGGGGGACAAGAAGGUGCUUCAUAUUCUACUCGAUCAUGGUGCGAGUCGUGUAGUAAAGAACGACAAUGGUGAUACCGCAUGGAAGGUCGCUAGACACAAUGGACACCGAUUGCCAAUGUUGCUGGCAAUCAAGCAUGUUGCUCCAUCCGAAGUAGACGGCAAAGACAAUGAAACGGACGAAAGCGAUACUUUGAAACCUCCUAAGGACAGACCAUACUGCAGAACACCAUCCCCAGGACCAGGAGACGAUCAAGAAAAAGUUGGUGAGUUGUAUACACUUUACGAUGCAAAAAUAGAUGAAACCUCAGUAUCAUCAUCAGAAAACUCUGAGUAUUUUGAAAACUACCUCAAGACUUUAGAGCGAACAUGGUAUAAUGAAAUCCAAUGGAGCCCUAAAGACGACAUCGAGGACCCCCGUAGGAAUUGGACUGGGCCGGUCAAGAUCGCAAUCCUAGACACUGGAAUUGAUUUAAAUCACCCAGACUUUAAUCAAUGCGCCAAGAGAAGAUCGAAGGUUGCCGCGAAACAACUCCCAGAAAAGACGCAAAAAGAACGAAUUAUGGGAUGCAAGAACUUUACAGACGGCCCUGAAGAUGACGUGACUGAUAAGGUUGGCCAUGGAACUCAUAUCGCUGGCCUUAUUAUGGCUAUCGCUCCGCGAGCGGAACUCUACAUUGCCAAAGUCAGUUCAGCGCAAAAUCCGAGAAGCAAAGAAGAGAGCGAGAGAAUGGUAAAGAAAAGGCAUAGAAAGGAGUCUCAUCCAAUACAAGAUGCACUUAAUUGGGCAAUGGAGAACGAAGUCGAUAUUGUUAACCUGUCACUGGGGUUUGCAGAAGAAAGCUCUUGGCAACUUACUGAGACUCUUGAGAAAGUAGCUAAAAAGAGUAUCAUCUUUGCAGCAGCUGCAAACCAUGGGGAUAGUCAAGCUAUAGCCUGGCCAGCGCAUGAUCAUUCUCUGGCCAUCUGCGUAACAUCAGGCAAUGACAUGGGGAAACCUUCGGAUUUCGCUCCUGGCACAAACCGGGAAUUUCCCAUUUUUGUCGCCCCUGGUGAGAAUAUCCUUAGUCACUGGCCAGGUGGGAGUUUCCGCAAGAUGAGCGGUACAUCAGUCGCAACGCCGAUCGCUGUAGGUAUGGCGGCCAUGAUACUAGCCUUCUUGAACAAGACGAACGUCUGGAAGCAAGAAGAGAAGGAGGAUUGGAUUAGUCGGACGAAGGAAAGGCGGAUAAGGAGUACUACGGGAAUGAGAAGAGUCUUGGAACAGAUGUGUCGAGAUCGCAACGGUCUUAAGCUUCUGUCGCCACGUCUUAUGUGGGAGAGGCCCGUUGGUAAGAUUCCCCUUGCGGAGCAGAUCCUUUAUGAUUUGGCAGGGUGGGAAAGUCGUGGAUUGGCAGGUUGA
Molecule: messenger RNA, 2364 nt
Organism: Fusarium sp. VM40
Lineage: Eukaryota; Fungi; Ascomycota; Sordariomycetes; Hypocreales; Nectriaceae
Source: the annotation of a GenBank genome assembly